AUGUCAGAUCUUUUUGAGCCGCUCCGGGCUACAGUAGCAAAACAUAUACUUGAUGAAACAAGGGAUCAACGAGUAUCUGAACUUGAGGAGUAUACAAAAACUGCAGUAGAGGAAGAACAAAAGCUGUCCAACAGAUCAAAUCCAACUAACAGAUUAAGAUUGUCAUCAGGUAUUAAUGAUAUAUUAAAUCGAACAUUUGAGGUGUGGUUAAGUGACUCAGAGGAUGAAGAAGGUGAAGGUGGUGAAGAUGAGGCUAAUUCUCCGAAUCGAUCACAAGAAUCAAAUAUUGAGGAAAAUGAACAUAAAAACAGAUCAAGAAUUGUUGAUGAGGAACAAGAGCACAGCAACGACAUGGCGAGAUGGCCAAAUGAAUGGAAAUUUAGAAAUUUGUCCUCUCCGGUAGCAAAUACACUUCAAAAUGUAACUUCAGGCUACGAAUUUCCACCAACUAUUUUCACAUUGGAUAAUGACUAUUUCUCAGGCUUCUACAGUGAGCGAAGACCUACAAGGAAGGACAAUCCGGAAUUUCGAUCGAUAGGUCCGCUGGUGUACGAUUUUCUUACCAUGAAUACUUUGCUUCAUACCUGUGUACUUAGACAGGACUGGGAUUCUGCUUAUCAUAUAUUACAAUUGCUUAUACGCAACUCAGAAUGCGACAUACGUCAAAUAUGGUCUAUAGCGUUAAAAAUUCUCAAGGCAAAAUGCAAACAGGAAUUUCAGGAAAUGGUAGAUGUUACUGGGUUGUCUGCAGAACAAGUUUAUCUCUUGUCAAUAUCUAGAAAUGCCACUUUGGCACGCACGUUUAUUAGAUCCGAAAGCUCGGAACUUCUAAAAGCUGUGUUGAAAGUUGUGAACAUGUCAAAUAUUCAGAGACCAUUUCGAUCGAAACUUCAUAGAUUUGUACGAUUUUUGGUGAGAACGUAUAGGAUUCCACCUAUGCGACCAGCUCCUUUGAAGUAUCCGCAUCAAAUAUACUGGGAUAGGAGCAAAGUAGACGAGGAACCUCAUAGGAUGAGGUCGACUGCUUAUAUUCCAUAUAGAGAAGGUACGAUGAAUGCUGUUCCAUUGUAUUCUUAUUCAUUUUUUUGGCUUUUUAUGCUCAGUGGGCAGUUUAAAGAGUUCAAAGAAGUCGCCGAAAACUUUAGUCUUAGGCCUCCAUACAACAUUGACCCGGGGCUCAAAUAUCUACAACGGAUGAAUUCAUAUCUCGAGUGCAUCUAUGCGUACUUUAAGUUAAGACAGAAAAUGGGCUACGAAGCUAGUAUUCGUGAUAAUCAGGAAGGUAUAAUGUCUGUUUGGAACCAGCAGGCGGUACGGAACUACAUUAAUCGGGAGAUCAACAAGAUUAAAGCCGAUAUACACAAGAAAAAAGACACACAAGAGGCACAGAGUAUCAUGUCAGGGAUGAUUCUCUUGAAGAAAUGUGUGAUUAGGCUCCAGGAUGUGGAUAUGGACUCGGAUAGCCAAUCAGAAGACGACUUUGAAGAUGCCUUCAGUUCGACAAGUGACAUGGAUCAAUAG
This is a messenger RNA of Brettanomyces bruxellensis, 1521 nucleotides long. RefSeq lists its product as uncharacterized. Gene Ontology annotation, biological process: transcription initiation at RNA polymerase I promoter. The transcript has a single exon. The record is from RefSeq and is a predicted model, not a curated record. Gene Ontology annotation, molecular function: RNA polymerase I general transcription initiation factor activity; RNA polymerase I core promoter sequence-specific DNA binding. Bases 1 to 1521 code for a protein of 506 amino acids. Lineage: Eukaryota; Fungi; Ascomycota; Pichiomycetes; Pichiales; Pichiaceae.